Styela clava is the source of this 1886-nucleotide messenger RNA. RefSeq names its product purine nucleoside phosphorylase-like. Gene Ontology annotation, molecular function: purine-nucleoside phosphorylase activity. Gene Ontology annotation, cellular component: cytoplasm. NCBI's taxonomy places the organism in Eukaryota, Metazoa, Chordata, Ascidiacea, Stolidobranchia, Styelidae. The record is from RefSeq and is a predicted model, not a curated record. Gene Ontology annotation, biological process: nucleoside metabolic process.
UAUAAUUUAAUAUAUAAAAAUAUAAUAUAUAAAUUUUGACAAAAAUAAUGGCAGAAGAAUAUAGUCACGAAAAAGUUAUUGAAUCGUACGAUUAUUUAAAGAAAAUAAUCAAGGAGAAUCCUGAGGUCGGGAUUAUCUGCGGCUCCGGUCUGAGUGGCCUCGGGGAGGACGUUGAAAAUAAAAUUAUUGUGAAAUAUGGGGACAUCCCCAACUUCAUGACUUCAACAGUUCAAGGUCACAAAGGUCAACUAGUGUUUGGUCGUCUCGGUGGUAAGAAGGUCAUGUGCAUGCAAGGGAGGUUCCAUCCUUAUGAAGGACACGAAGCUUGGAAGAUCGCAGUUCCUCUCCGAGUGAUGAAACUUCUUGGCGUGGAGUUUGUUAUCAUCACCAACGCAGCUGGCGGGCUUAAUCGAUCGUUCGGCGUCGGAGAUUUUAUGCUGAUUAAAGACCACAUCAGUUUCCCAGGACUUGGAGGGUACAACCCCUUAUGGGGCAAGAAUGAUGAUAAAUUUGGGCCGAGGUUCCCAGCAGUCACCCAAGCAUACGACAAAAAUCUUCGUAAGUUGAUGUACGAUACAGCAGUUGACCUUGGGAUCAAGGACACAAUGAGGGAGGGAAUUUACUUCAAUGUUGCCGGACCUUCAUACGAGACCAUCGCCGAGUUAAAUCUCGCGUUAAAGCUGGGUGGGGAUGCUAUCGGCAUGAGUACAGCGCAAGAAGUUGUGGCAGCAGCUCAUUGUGGAUUGAAAGUCUGCGCUUGCUCGCUCAUCACAAAUUAUUGCAUCAUCGAUUAUGAAUCCACAGAGGCAGCCAAUCAUGAAGAGGUUUUAGAAACGGGGAGGGCCCGAGCUGCGGCUAUGCAAAAACUUGUCACAGAGUUUUUAAAGCGCUGUCCUUAGGAGGGGGGUUAGGUUUUAGAAAAAGUGUAGAUUUCAGGGUCAGUUUUAAAAUUUUUUAAUGAAAUUUGAAAUGUAAAAUGUGAUUUUUCAAUUUAUAUUGCUAACUUGAUGUUAUACCACAGUGGUUCCCAACCAGGGGUUCAUAGCCACCAUGACGGAUGCAUAACUUAUUUUACUUUUCCCUUGACAAGAAAACUCCUCAUUCUCCUAGUUUCUUUGCUUGAUAAUGUUUUUUCGCAGGGUGUUUUCACUUUGUUGUGCAUGAUCUGUUUGAAUAUAAUGGGAUCUACCUAUCAAAGUAACACUAUGAUUACUACUGGAAUGAUGAAAGGGGGCCACGAGAUACACAAGGUUGGGAACCACUGUAUGGUAUAAUAUACAAUUUCUAACACUAUUGCUAGACAAUUUUUUGGGACCAAGUGGGGUGGGUGUACGAGCGGCCACUAUUACCCGCUGUGCUUAUAUAUUAUCAUAACAUUGUAAACGAAUCUGUAUUUUAUCGCCCCCUCACGGGGAAUUCCCCUUAUUCACUUAAAACUCAAUUAUACCUACUCAAGUCGAGUCCUAAAAUGGUCGAGUCAACUUGACACAAUCAGAUUCUAUUAGUCACUCGUAACUUCGAGGAGUUUUAAUUUACUCAAGUAGAGUCAUUAAAUGUGACUGGAGUCGACACACCUCCUCAAUUUUCAUUUUUGCAUCCUCCUUGCUGGGAGUUCCCCUUUUCAAGAUGCCUCCCAUGACAAACUUUUUUGGUGAUUUGGCUCAGUUUUAUGCAGAGGGAUUUGGAAUCCGUCCUUUUUUUGUUUUUCUUCUGAAUCACUCCUAGCAAGGUUAUGAAACUAUUUUGAGGAGGAAAGAUAGUAUUGAUAGGAAAGCUACAAGCGACCACUAGAUGUCAUAAUAUAAUAUGUUAUUAUGAAAUUACAGAAUACUUCCUCCUUAUAGGGGAUUCCCCUUUAUCAAAUGAAAAAUGUGCAAGAAGAUUAA